Molecule: messenger RNA, 294 nt
Organism: Ramularia collo-cygni
Lineage: Eukaryota; Fungi; Ascomycota; Dothideomycetes; Mycosphaerellales; Mycosphaerellaceae
Exons: 2
Coding region: 1-294 (97 amino acids)
Molecular function (GO): oxidoreductase activity, acting on the CH-CH group of donors
Source: RefSeq, a predicted model, not a curated record
AUGAAGAAGGAAGAUGCGGACGUUGAGUUGGGAGGCCUCACAGCAGCGGCCAAGGCUCACGCCGGAAUGGUAUUGAAGGAGUGUGCGGACUGCGCAGCCAUUUUGUUCGGUGGUAAUGGAUACACACGUACAGGACAGGGCGAGAUUGCUGAGAGAAUGUGGAGGGAGGUCAAUGGCAACAGAGUUCCRGGAGGUUCAGAGGAUGUCAUGCUCGACCUCAUGGUGCGCCAGCUAGCGAAGAACUUCCAGAAGAAGACAAAGGAGCUGGAGAAGUCUCAGGGUUCGAAGCUUUGA